AUGAGGUUUAUGUCAACUCUAUCGACCUUUGACGUUCCUUUUGAUAGUAAGCCGUUCCCCUUCACUCGAUUCGAGCCUUGCUGUCCAGAAGCGGCAAACGCCACAGCAGAAAAUGGUUUCAUACCUUGUAAACAACACCCAAUACCCAAUGUGUUGGGACGCAAGAUCAAUAUGACGGAAAAUAUGGUCAGACCGCCUUCCAUGCGCCAUAUUGUGGGUUGUGUAGGUCCCGAGGGUAAAGAGUGGUUUCGAUCCGAAGUAUUAACCGUGCAAGGGAGCAUUAUCAGGGAAAUUAUGCUAUUACAGAAAGAAUGGAUGGAAUCACAUCGUCCCGAAUUCGAACAAUUCCUGGUAGUACUGCCUACCAUCGCUGACCGACUACCACUAGCAGCGAAGAACAUACAGCCGCAAGACGGAGAACAGGAAGAACCCAAUCCAGAUCUUCUGUUAUUCCCAGAAUUCAAAUUAAUGCCGUCUUUAGUGCCAAAGCCAGACGAAAUACGAAACAAUAAAGUACUAUACGAUAUACUAGAGACGAUGUGGAAUAAUCCUAAGAAGCCCAUACCUCAUCAAGAAAAAUUGCAAGAUAUUUCGGCCAAUACGGUUAUAUUUGUUUGCACUCAUGGUAGAAGAGACAUGCGCUGUGGUAAAAUCGGUCCACUCAUUGUAGACGAAUUUAGAAAAGUAUUGAAAGAGAAAGGUUUAGAAAAGGAAGUCGAGGUUUGGGGAACAAGCCAUUUUGGAGGUCAUGAAUUUGCCGGCAAUCUGAUUAUCCAUCAAAGAGGCCUAAUUAAGUCAUGUUGA
Mycotypha africana is the source of this 804-nucleotide messenger RNA. RefSeq names its product Sucrase/ferredoxin-like-domain-containing protein. Bases 1 to 804 code for a protein of 267 amino acids. The transcript is spliced from 2 exons. NCBI's taxonomy places the organism in Eukaryota, Fungi, Mucoromycota, Mucoromycetes, Mucorales, Mycotyphaceae. The record is from RefSeq and is a predicted model, not a curated record.